Molecule: messenger RNA, 1211 nt
Organism: Sitodiplosis mosellana (orange wheat blossom midge)
Lineage: Eukaryota; Metazoa; Arthropoda; Insecta; Diptera; Cecidomyiidae
Exons: 4
Source: RefSeq, a predicted model, not a curated record
AUGAACGUAAACAGCGAUUGUUUGGAUGAUUCAGUGGUAGAAGAAAAUCUAUCACAAGAAUUUUUGAAUGGAAAUGGAGCAGAAAUGCCAAACGGGAAAAGAAGGCGUUCUGAUACAGCUAAUCGUGGAUCCUUAGAUCUUAUUUCUGGUCCAAGGCUAAGUACAAACGACAACCAUACCAAUGGUGAAGCGGAUGAUUCAGUUGAUAAGACAUCAGGAAUACUUUCCAGCAAACAUAACAUUGAAAAGAAAUUGGCCAUCUUGAAAGAGAAAAAGUCUCAAGGUAAAUUGAAUUUUUCGCGAAAAACUGGACCCUCCUGGUCCAAAUGGUGGGGAAAUUUCGAAGAAAUUUUUGACGGAGACUCUAAAGAAGAAUUCGUGAGAUGCAAAUUGUGCAAAGGUUAUGAGUACAAACCUGGCACAAAUACCAACUCAAUUAUGCGCCAUAAGUGUCACCCUUCUCAGCGUAAACCUGUCCAUAUUACAACGGAAAUGAUAUCGAAAUUGAAAACAGCUUCUGCAUGUUUCGUUUCAAAGGAUUUAAGGCCUUUCAAAGCUAUUGAGUGCGAAGGUUUUUUGGAUAUUUGCACUGCGUGUAUGCAUUUUGGCCAGAAAUACAAAAGUGCUACACGUAGAGAUCUCGAAGACGCAAUGCCAUCUCGCAAUACUGUGCGAAAUGCAGUGGCUGAAAUAGCCAAAUCAAAUCGCAACAAAAUCAAAGAUGUGCUCUGGGCAGCAAUCGAAACAGGAGGAGUUGCUGCAACCACGGAUUGCUGGCAAGACGAUUUUCGCAAACGUCAUUACAUCUGCGUCGUCGUACAUUUAACUACUGACAAUCCAAAGAAAGAAAUUACGCGUUCCCGUUAUGUACUGGCUACUAGAGAAAUUCCUGAAUUGUGUAAGACAGGCAAAGUCCUAAUUGAUCAUAUCAUUGCUGUGUUUGGAGAAUACGGCUUUUCUGAAGAAGAGGUUAAAAUGCACUUUACGUUUGUAAGUGAUCACGGAGCUGACAUAAAGUCUGGCUUGUUGAACAAUGGCUUUAAAAGAUUGACAUGCUACGCCCAUAUAAUCCACAACCUGGUGUCAAAAAUGCUGUCAGAGGAAACAGUGAAAGGUGUUGUGGAUAAUUGUUCGAAAUUGUCAACAUAUGUAAAGAAUGCUGGUUUGAAUCAACAUUUGCCGAAAUCACUCAAAAAACAUAUAAGCACCAG